Molecule: messenger RNA, 1611 nt
Organism: Nothoprocta perdicaria
Lineage: Eukaryota; Metazoa; Chordata; Aves; Tinamiformes; Tinamidae
Gene: HSF5
Product: heat shock transcription factor 5
Exons: 6
Biological process (GO): regulation of DNA-templated transcription
Molecular function (GO): sequence-specific DNA binding; DNA-binding transcription factor activity
Source: RefSeq, a predicted model, not a curated record
GACGGCGCGGGCGGCGCCGAGCUCUUCAAGACCACCAACUUCACGAGCUUCAUCCGGCAGCUCAACCUCUACGGCUUCCGCAAGGUGGUGCCGGGCCCGGCAGGCGCGCCCGGCGGCGGCGGUGGUGGUGCCGCGGGCUCCCCGCUGCACCACUUCCACAGCCCGCACUUCCGCCGCGACCGGCCCGACCUCCUGGUGCACCUGAAGCGCCUCACGAGCGCCAACAAGGCCAAGCUGGCGGCGGGCCUCGAGGUGGCGAGCCGCCCGCCCAACCGCUUCCAGCGCCUGCUCAGCUCCUCGCUGCACGGCGAGCCGCCCGCGCACAGGCCGCACAAGGCCGGUGAGGCCCGCGCGCCGCCACCGUGGGGGCACGCUACCCGGCCAGGACCGUUGACUGCAGGACAGUUCCAUCGCUCCUACCGAGACAGUUUAUCCCCCUACUCCUACGUCUCGGCCRCGUCCCAGAGCCAGAGCACUUUGCCAUCCAAAGGUGCCGAUCGGACUCCCAUCCCUUCCAGGACGUGGCAGAACUCCCUCGGCUUGGUUCCGGGGCACAUGGAGGCUUCCCCCACCUUUUCGGACAAAGGGGUGGCCUUUCCUGUGCUCCAGAGGUUUCCAACCGAGGUCACGUACACGCUGCAGCCCAGUGCCUCCCCCAUGCACGUCCAGCAAGGGGCUCAAACGGUGGCCACGUCUCCCCCGAAGUACAGCAGCUACUCCUCGUCCGUGCAGUACUCGCAAGCCUACUACCCAACAGCUGUUCUGCAGUGCUGUUCAACCACCCACAUAGAUCCUCUGUCUGGCUGUGCUACUCCUACAGCCUCAGCCUACACCCACUGCAACUUUUUCCAGAAUCCUCCAAUGCAGUCAUCUUACACAGUUGAAUUUCUGCCCUCUACCUGGCCAUGUAGCACAGCUGAGGAAAACAAGAAGUCCGAAGUGAAUCUUGAAGCUGUGUUUCAGAUUGUUGAUGAAAUGCAUUCAUCCCCCAAAGUGGAAAUGGUAAAGGUGGAGCCUGUGGAGAGCCAGUGUUCAACCCCUCAAAGCAAAGGCCAACAGCUGCUGGUUAGUGCUGAGAACAGUGAAACACCUUCCUCAAGUGAGGCCAGUCGCCUGGAGCCUCUUACACCCGUGGCUUCAGACAUUACAUCGUUUGUGAUGGGAACAGAUUCUCUCCCUCAGCCUCCGGAUUUUCUCUACGCUAUCCAUACCCCUGAGUCUGUAGAAGGUGCUUCUGCUCAGAUAGUGCAAGAAUCCGUGACCGCCCAGGAGGCGCAUGGAAAACUGAGGGAGCAGCUGGAGCAUUCCCCAAAUCAGUCCUCGGAAAUCUUUGUUGAGGAAGAACAGCCGUUCAGCGCACAGCAGAUGGAUCCUAGUAUUAAGUGUCCACCCAGUCUGGCAGACACAGGCGUCUCUUCAGAACACUUAGGAGUCUUCACUUCAGGAGCUGGACCCGUGAACAAGUCCGUAAAAGACACAGUUUCUUCUGUACAAACUAGAGGCAGGGAGAGAAGAAGCAAUUCACAGAAGGGCAAGUCACCUGAUCUCCAUCUGCUGGUUGAUGUAGCUUGCAAGCAGGAGCACUUUCCAAAGGAAGAAAUAAGAGAGUGA